UUUCUACAGUCACGCCGCGGGUUGAUCGCUCAAACGUUCUCCAUCAGAUGGGAGUUUUUCCGUCACUACACACUCAAGCUAAGCAGUCUCUAUCGUACGCUCACCGGUGCAUCGCUCGGCAGAAAAUUCAAGGCGUAAAAAUCAAUCAAACAUACCAAAGUAAAGUCAUGGCAGCAAGUAUGUUUUCCCGUCUGGAUCCGUUCGACUGCCAGGAGGGUGAUUUUGAUUACUACUUGGAGCAGUUUCAAAACUUCCUCGAGCUAAAUUCGGUUGAAGAUGAGAGCAAAAAAGUACCCCUCUUCAUCUCCAGUAUCGGCCAGGACGCGUAUAAAAUAUUGAAGGAAAUUUGCGCACCAUCGGACCCGAAGGAAAAAUCAUUUGACCAGAUAACGGCCCUACUGGUGGAGUACUUUGCCCGGCAGGAAUUCUACCUCCGGAAUCAAAGACCCGGCGAGAAAAAGGGAGUGUAUGUGAACGAGAUGAAACGACUGUCACUGAAAUGUAAUUUCGGACCAUUUGCGCAUCACGCGUUGCGCGAUAGAAUCGCAUGCGGAAAGCUUCCGGAAAAUACGCCAGAUGAGAAACCAUCUAUUCCGGCCGCACCCACCAAUCCAUCAAAAGAGCCAGACGCUCAGCAACAGCAACCGAGUGUACCGCAAGGAGUCCAACCGGUCGCAGAGAAAAAGGCAAAAGGGCCUAAGCAACAAAAAAGUGGUGGAGGAGCUCAGCAAAAGAAAGGUCAUAUUGCAUUGACCAGCCGCGAGAAGGCCAACAAAGCUUCCCAACAGCAGCAACAGCAACCGAUGGAAGUUCACGUGCACGUCCAGCAGAAUACUGCAGCGGCGGGGGCGGAAUAUAACCUCAAUCCGGAUGAUCCACAAAAGCGAACGAGGGGACCAAGGCAGCAGCAGCAAGGCGGACGUUAUGGUGGGGGAGGAGCACAGCAAAGAAGAGGUCAAGCUGCAUUGACCAGCCAUAGGAGGGCCAACCAGCCUGCAGAAGAGGAGCAAUCGUCGUGUGCCGUGAUCAUGUAAAGGGUGGAGAAGGUACGAGAAAGGUGUAUCAUGGCACAACGUGAGAUAGGUUCAAAAUGUGACGAAGAAAUUUCAUGAUGGCAAGUAAUCAUAUUGGUGUAAAAAUUAUCACACCAGGAGGAUUAAUCUCUCUUUAAAAUUGCAUGGAUUGAGCAUACACACUUAAAAUUUAGUACCGAAGUCGGUUCUUUGUUUUAACCGAACAUGAUCAGUUGCCAUCAAAGUACCGAAUAAUUCGGUAAAAAUAUGGUUUUCAGUCACAUGUUUACAAAUAAAACCGAUUGAUCGGAUGCAUUUGGAAAUUUUUGACAGAUAAGAGGUGAGACAGAACCGAAAAAUUCGGUUAAUCAUUCUUGUUUACUGUUUCAGUACUUUAAAACCGAGAAAACUCGGUAAAAUUAAUUCACAGAACCGAACAUCCGUUUCACGGCAGCAAGAUGUUAACGUUUCUGAUCAAAAGAAUUAGGUUCAAAACAAGAUGCAUUUCAUCAUUCAUCAUUGUGUGUACGCUUCGUGGAACGAAUUUUUCAUGUUCAAUAAUAACAAAGUAAUUUCGGAAUAUACUACUGUAAGGUAAGGAAAUUGGAUUGGAAACAGAUUGGAAUUUAUAAUAGAAGUUUUUUUUAUAUCUCAGACCAAUUAUAGGUUUCUACAGAAAAACAAUUUCGAUCACGUUGGAAAUUAUAUUGGACGACCCAAGUCACAACCCAUUCGAGUUUGGGGAACAAGCAAAAAACUGCUGCGUAAUCAAAUUAACAUUAAAUUUAAUAAAACAUGUGUUUAAAGAAUGCUGCUGUGUUUUGUUUUUGUUCUAAACUGAAGUAGUUCCUACGGGCAUCUCAAAAAUCUAAACAACCGAAUUCCGUAGUUUUCUACAGUUCGGUCGGUUGUAUUUGACAACUUCCGGUAUGGUUUUUUAACCGAUUAUACUUCUAGUAAACCGAGUUUUUUUUCGGUAAGUUUGACAAGUGAGAGCUAAAAUAAGUUUACAGAACACUCGGUUUAACUAUCUUGAACCGAGCGGGCAACCGAGUGUUCAGCAGAUAAAAACUCGGUUCAAAUUCAACCGAGUUCGGUCCAAUUUUUAAGUGUGUACAAAAUAUUCAAUUUCAUGUUUAAGUAAAAGUGAACAUAUUGUUAAUAUGCUGUUUUGUAUUCAGACGCAUCCACGUUUCAAGUCGUAGGUAGGACAAAUAGAAGAAAAGCCAAUGGUGGUUUUGAGAAAUCGAUGCAUAUUUUACACAUUAUCAUUUCCAAAUAUCAAAAAUCUGGACCUAUCUUUACAUAAUUUGUUAAAUGUUCAUCGAUUUUCCGAACAAAUAUCGCAUUUCUAAUAGCCAUGAUUGUACAUUUCGUGUUUUGCUAGUUGCUUUUUUAAUUGAAUGCUGGUCACA
Armigeres subalbatus is the source of this 2428-nucleotide messenger RNA. RefSeq lists its product as uncharacterized. Bases 48 to 1034 code for a protein of 328 amino acids. The record is from RefSeq and is a predicted model, not a curated record. The transcript has a single exon. Lineage: Eukaryota; Metazoa; Arthropoda; Insecta; Diptera; Culicidae.